Mesocestoides corti is the source of this 888-nucleotide messenger RNA. Lineage: Eukaryota; Metazoa; Platyhelminthes; Cestoda; Cyclophyllidea; Mesocestoididae. The record is from the annotation of a GenBank genome assembly.
AUGAACGAAACUUCUACGACACCGCGCCACCCGUGUGGAAUGGUACCACCUGUUCCACACUUCGCCGCUGCAAACUCAUUGGCACCCCCUCACUUACCUCCGAACACCUCUCUCCCCUCGGCUGCCUGUCCACCGCAUCCAGUGGUCAUGCUGCAGUGGAUGCGGUCACUACUUGUGUCCACUCAGCCGCCGCCACCACCACCGCCGCCGCCAGUCAAGCCACCCUUCCCUUAUGUCGCCGAAGCUCUUCAGCUGGAAGACAUCCUGAACACCUCGAAGGCAGGUCCUCUCAUCCCCGGGCCGGCUUCGACCAUCCCUUUGGCUCCACCAGCGAACCCGUUUCCUUACGAUGGACUUGAUUGGGAACAUUCAGCUCAGGAGGAAUCUGAACAGGUGAGACGACUCCGGCAGGCCAACUAUACCGGACACUUGGACGCGCAGACAAUCAAAAUGUACCAAAAUUUCAGGUAUUCAAUGAAAGUGAGCGGCCACGGAGCACCACGACGCAAAAACACCACCCGCGAGACCACGGGACUCCUCAAAGCCUGGCUAAAUGAACACCGGAAAAACCCCUAUCCAAAUAAGAGUGAGAAGAUAAUGCUGGCUGUGAUUACGAAAAUGAGCCUAACCCAGGUCUCUACGUGGUUUGCUAACGCGAGACGGCGUCUGAAGAAGGAGAACAAGGCAACUUGGAGCCUUGCUUUGGAACAGCCCUUUCCCGAACUUGACGAGGACUUUCCAGGCACCUCUGAUGAGAUCCACAAAUCUGGCAGGUUUUCGCCACCGAAUUUGGUUGCUGGUUGCGAGGAGACAACCACCAGUGAGAUUUCGCAGACAAAACGACCUGGAAAAAUCUGGUCGGUGGUCGAGAUGACUGGGGAACACUAG